Diuraphis noxia (Russian wheat aphid) is the source of this 2268-nucleotide messenger RNA. RefSeq names its product tipE homolog 3 phospholipid transfer protein (gene Teh3). Gene Ontology annotation, biological process: regulation of sodium ion transport. The record is from RefSeq and is a predicted model, not a curated record. NCBI's taxonomy places the organism in Eukaryota, Metazoa, Arthropoda, Insecta, Hemiptera, Aphididae. Gene Ontology annotation, cellular component: plasma membrane. Gene Ontology annotation, molecular function: sodium channel regulator activity.
ACGCAUGGCGACUGCUGCGAAAACAUGUCGCCGACUAAUGGCCGGAAGUGUACGAGCGGCGGCGGAGAGGGGAUAAUCGAAAAAACCGAAAACCCAAGGCCGACCGCGGACGACGGACGCGAAAUCGUUAUCAGCGACCGGGUAGAAAACACGGCCGAACAACACGUGAUAACGAAUGUCGGCGUCGAGGUUAUCAGUUCGCGCGACGGCCUGGAUUUAUUGAUUUUUGCGCGGCGGUCUAGAUUCCGAGGCGCCGGUCCGUUAGACGUCGACGGUGAACCCCGGCCGCCGCGCCACCGUAACUGCGCGUGCACAACACGCCGUUUGGCCUCUUUAUUCGCGUUCGCCCGGCGGUGUCGCGCACGGGGGGUGUUUUGUACCACUGUUGUCGUCGUCGUCGUCGUCGUCGUGGCCGUGGCUAAACACAAGUUCAAACGGUGACCACGACCACGGGAUAUCGCGGUAAUAUUUUAAUAUAAAAAUAUAACACGUCCACCUUGGUCGUCGAUCGUCGUCGAGCCGGCGGUCAUGCCGAAAAAGAAACCGAUACCGAUCGAAGAUCUGGUGGUGCCGCCGCAGGACACCCGGAUAUGCGGUACGAUAUGCGUGUGCCAGAUGACGGCCGUGCUGAGCAGCGUGGCCAUCGUGUACCUGACGGUGGCCAUAUACAUGCCCACCAUGCGGGAGUUCAAGUCGGGCAUAUCGGAGGACCCGGUGGUGUGCACCACCACCAGGAACGUGUCGUCGCAGAAGUGCGACUGGAGCUCGUGCAGCGARUGGUGCCUGAGCAAGCCGUCCGGCGGCUGCGCGCAGAUCUACGUCAACAUUCGGCAGAACGGGUCGGCGUUGCUGUUGCACAAUUGUUCGCACGUUGUCAACAAGACGUGCUUCGGGUUCGACCCGGAGAACGCCAAGCGGUAUACGUGCAUCCGGGACGAGUGCAAGACGCUGACCGGUACGUUCAACUGCACCGACGGCGUGUGCAUAAACAUCACGGACGCGUUCCGGUGCGAGUUCCGCAACACGGAACUGCCGCUCAAGUGCAACGAGUACCGGGGCAAAAUCACGUGCAUGUCCAUAUCGGGCCUGAACAGCUGCACUCGCGGCGAGUGCAGUCGCAUACUGGAGCCGUAUAACUGCGACCGGCGGUGCGUGGACAUACCGACCAGAAACAAGAACGUGAUCGUGCURAGCGGCGACCGGACGUUCUUGGCGCAUUGCGACGCGGCCUCGCACCUACCCGGUUACAUGGAGGGCGACCCGCUACCGCGGGAAGUUGACGGCGGCGGCGCAGUCGUUGAUACCGAACGGCGGCGGCGGAUAUGGUCCGAGGAACAGGACGACGUGAUGAUCGCGUCGUGCAUGAGCGUUGUGCUGGGCGGACAGACCGGUGACCUGCUGGCCACGGACUGCGUCAACGGGUCGCUACUGCGGCAGGACGUGCUAGCCGAUUUCGCCAACUUCUCGCACCUGACCAACCUGAACGCGCAGAGCGAYCGACCAAUCGUGGCCGGUGACACGGUGGCGCCUCGCGAACACAAGCUACUCAUCGCCAAGGACAGUCAUCUGCACAUCAACUUGGAGGGCUGCGUGAACACUCUCCGCGGCGAGUGCGACGUGUUCAUCCGGCGGUUCGGCAAGGACGGUUCCGACCACAACGCUCGAGCCCGGUUCCGGUGCUACUACGCCACCGGCAUACCCGAGCUGGCCGUCGUCCGGUUCGACCUGGGCCGCACGUACAAAGAGUUCCUGGUGGCGUCUGUGGUUCCGGUGGUCAUGCUCGUCAUAUCGUGCUUGACGCUCAUCCUGUGCCAGCGAACGGUCGARGUGGGCGACGAUGCCAAGAUGCGGUUCAAGCGCAAGAGCAUCCGGACGCUGUUCCCGCUGCACGAUCGCGAGCUGGACAGCAUCGCGGGUCGCCGGCCGUCCACCGUCGACAUGGACAACACGUCCCUCUGAGAUUCGCUACGCAUUCCCCUCCUACAAGAUAGCCCUACUCGUCAGCAACAGAUGUAUUCGUUGCCAGACUACUAGAGCUCACAUUUCACUGCGAUCCGGACGGCUUACAUAAAAAAUAAGCUUCGUACACGAUACAAAUCCGGAUCGGUGAGGGGAACGCGUGAUUUUUAAGACAUUAAAAAAAAAAAUUGUUAUUAGUGAGAUUAAAUUGUAUUCACUCGUUUAACUAUAGUCCAUCGCAUCUCGAAAAUUGUGCACAUAAAAUAAUAUAUACAUUUGUGACUUGACACAUCUUAUUACCACGUCGCU